AACAAACCACACCAGAAAAAACCAAAGCAAACCAAUUAGUUUUUUUCUUUCAAUCCUUAAAAAUAAAACAGCAAAACCCAUUUCUUGCUCAGAUUUCAGCUACCCACUAUCUUCUUCCCUUUCCUUUUCCUCUCUCUCUCUCUCUAAAACAUGGGUUUAGUAGCACUUCUGGUAUAGAUUUCAUUUAUAGACAGAAAGAAGAGGAAGGAAAAGAACAUGGAAGGUGAAUCUAUCUCUGAGCUUUUUUGUCAAGAAAGCGAGACUUGUCUCGCAGAAGAAGUGACGGAUGAAGACACAUUCAUUGACAUGACAAAAGGUAGUGCUGAUUUAUGUAGAGCAGAAGAAGAAAAUGGGUAUUUGGAAAUGUUGGUUGAGAGAGAUAUCACUUUUAGUUUCAAAAGUGAUCAAUCUAUGGGUUUUGACAACUGGGUCAAAUGUGUCCGCUUGGAAGCCAUCGCAUGGAUUCUUAAAACUAGAGCAGUGUUUGGUUUCCGCUUCCAAACAGCUUAUUUGUCCAUUACAUACUUUGAUAGAUUCCUCUCCAAGAGGUCUAUUGAGAAUGAGAAAUUAUGGGCUGUCAGAUUACUAUCAGUGGCAUGUCUUUCUUUGGCUGCAAAAAUGGAGGAGAUAAAAGCACCUGCUUUAUCAGAAUUUCACACUGAGGAUUACAAUUUUGAAAGCAAAGUAAUUCAAAGAAUGGAGUUUUUGGUACUAAACACAUUGGAAUGGAGAAUGAUUUCCAUUACUCCUUUUGCUUUUCUUCAUUAUUUGAUCAUAAAAUUCUUCAAAGGCUCUCCACCAAGACAUAUAUUAUCUAGAAUUGUGGGAUUCAUCUCUGCUUUAAUAAGAGAGAUCAAUUUGAUGGAUCAUAGACCGUCAGUUAUAGCAGCUGCAACCACCUUAAUGGCUUUGGAUCAGAGCUUAACAAGACAAGCAUUGGAGUGUAAGAUGAAUUCCAUUUCUUAUUCUGGGUUUGAAAUUGAAGAUGUGUUUCAAUGCUACACUCUAGUCCAAAAACUGGAAAUGGAGAAUCUUAAAACACCAAAGCUUGUAAAUUCGCAGGAUCUCUCGCCUGCUGCCCAAUUGAAUCCAAUAGAUGUUUUAGAGAAUUCUUCAGUUACUUGUGCUAAUGGCACUAAGAGGAAAAGACUUGCAUUCGAUAAUUCUGAUAAAAAUUUUGGCUUAACUGAUGAGAAGCAACGAUAGAGGGAAACUGUGGUUUUAAGGGCUCUGCCAUUUUGGUGUUUUUUUUUAAAACAAAAAAAAAAAUCAAGAUUACUCGUCUAUUGAGCGCUUCUCGAUUAUUAUUUUGGUGUUAAAUGUUCCCUCAAGGAAUGAUUAUAGAAAGGAGAAAAAGAGAAGUAAAAGAGAAAUAAAAAGCAAAGCUUUGGGCUACAUGUAAAAGGUGAUUGCCAAUAGAUCAAUGCCACCAGGUGAACAAAAAAAAAAACUGAGGCCUGAAGAGAGGUCAAGAAAGCUCCUUGUAGAACAGUCAGUUCAUACGCUUACUCACAUGUUCAAUUCAUUUUUUUUUCCCUUUUCUAUGUCCCUUUUUGCUCUUUUCUAAAAAUUUCUUUGUUAUUAUCAUAAACAACAAUAUUUUUUUUUGUAUUUUACCUUUCUUUCUGGGUUUAUAAUGGGAUGUUUUUUUGCAUCUUUGCAAAGGCUGAUUGUAAUUGUGGAGUGAGAGGGGAAAAUAUUGAAGAGGAGGGGCUCUGUUUCUUUUUGUGAUUUGAUAAAUCUGUGCUGCAUGCUGGCCAUCCAAAAAGUAUUGUAAAGGUGGAUGUGAUUGGAUUUGUUUGAAUGUCUGGGGUUUGCCCUUUCAUAGCUGGGGCCGGCUCUUUUUCCCUGCAAAACCUUUGUUGGCUGUAUUGAGGCUGGAGUGGGUCAAGAAACCCUACACAUUGCUUGUGGAAUCAAAGGAAUUCCUUUCUCUC
This is a messenger RNA of Hevea brasiliensis (rubber tree), 1937 nucleotides long. Its product is annotated as cyclin-D5-1-like. Gene Ontology annotation, molecular function: cyclin-dependent protein serine/threonine kinase regulator activity. Gene Ontology annotation, cellular component: cyclin-dependent protein kinase holoenzyme complex; cytoplasm; nucleus. The record is from RefSeq and is a predicted model, not a curated record. Gene Ontology annotation, biological process: regulation of cyclin-dependent protein serine/threonine kinase activity; mitotic cell cycle phase transition. NCBI's taxonomy places the organism in Eukaryota, Viridiplantae, Streptophyta, Magnoliopsida, Malpighiales, Euphorbiaceae. The transcript is spliced from 5 exons. The coding region runs from base 217 to 1206 and encodes 329 amino acids.